UGUACCCUAAUGCAUGCAUGUUAACACCACCAGAAAGCAUGGGAAAUUCCUGGUUUUUUCCUUAAAACACACCAGCAUUUUACUCGGCUUUGAAAUUAUAGUGGUUUGUAAUCUGCUGUAAAGUGCCAUAUAAAAGUAAUAACAUUAACAGUAAUUACAGGUAAUUGCCUGAUUGAUUCAGCUGCACUUUCACUAAAAAUUAUUUUUUUUUUAGCUUUUAUUGGUUUUCAAUCUGCUCUCUUAUAACUCUAAACACUGUAACUGUAAACAAAAAAAAAAAUAGUCGCUUCCUUUAAUAAUUGCUUUCUUGACCUAAUUUUAGAGUGCCAUUAAUUUACAACCUAAUCUACUACUUCUUUGGCUCUAUUUCCCUUUGAUGUAUUUAGCUUUGUUUCUUUGACUUUUGUUAUGUAACAUUAGAAAGGCAAAGGCUUUUUUUGAUGUAUGUUUUUCUAACCUUGUAUUUCCCAUGCAAACUAUUGCUUGGCUGCCUCCCGCUUCUCCAUCUCACUUUUCCAGCUGUGUCAGGGGAAGUUCAGCUUGGACAUUAGGAAAAGGUUCUUCACUGAGAGUGUGAUCCGUCACUGGAACAGGCUCCUCAGGGAAGUGGACCAAGCCUGUCAGAGUUCAAGGAGCAUCUGGGCAACACUCUUGGUCGUAUGGUUUAGUUUUGGUAGUCCUGCAAGGAGCAUGGAGUUGGACUCAUGAUCCUUAUGGGUCUCUUCCAACUUGAGAUAUUCUGUGAUCUCCACUAGGUGUCUUCUUUUACCAUAGUUUUGAGCAGUUCUUUAAGAAGGGCUGUGGUCAAAGUUUAAGUGUUGUGUUCCCUUCUGCAUGCAAUCCAUUGCACCUGAAUUUAUUGCUUCAUCUCACCACCCUUCUUGCACAUCGCUUAAUCUUUACAUUUUACGGCUUACUGCUUUAGCCUUCCCCACUGGUGGCUUCAUGGUGCUUUUGCUUUCACAGGUGUCGAAAAGGGUGGGGAAGCAUGCAGAGCAUACCUGAGAUGUUCAGUUCUGACAGUCAUCAUCUCCAUCUUCAGGUUAACACAAAUUUGAGCCCAUUCUCAAGUGGUCCAGCCUCACAGUUACCCUGGAUGCUGUAUGUAUGUGAGCACACACUGGCUAAGACCAAGUUCCUGAUCCUCUAGUAGUGCAGAGCCUGAGCACAUUCCUGCCCUGGCAGCAGCCUAGGCUCUCCCUUAUGUGCUUAAGCCAGCUCUAAGGCCCACUUACUCUUGCAGUGUGCAUUUGUGCUACAUAGCAUGCGAGUCUUAGAAUCACAGAAUCAUAGAACAGUUUGGGUUGGAAGGGACUUUGAAUUAUCAUCUAGUCCAACCCUCCUGCCCUGCUGGAGCAUCUUUUGCUAGACCAGGUUACUCAAAACCUCAUCCAACCUGACUUUGAACACUUCUACGGUUGGGGCAUCCACAGCUUCUCUGGAUAACCCAUUCCAGUGUCUCACCACCCUCAUCAUAACAAAUGUCUCCCUUAUAUCCAAUCUAAAUCUACCUUCUUUCAGUUUAAAACCUCACUUGAUGAUGAACAGACAUAAUGAAUAUAGUAAGUACUUUUGUCCCUUCAGCAAAUGGCAAAUGUCAGCAUUUUUCUCCUUGCUCAAUUUGCUGAUAAACGUGAAAAAGAAAGAGCCCACCAGUUCUUUACUGCCUACAGACUUUGCAACAUACUUGAUGCUUGGUUACUGUGCAGACUGCUAAACUGUGAAUCUGAAAGAAAAGACUGGAAACCCCCAAGUGUGCCCCCCACCAUUUAGGAAGAGCAGCCAAAUGUCUAGGACCUGUGUUUCUCUCACUCACUUAGGCUGCCUGUGUUCUUAACAAGUGAUCCACUCCAGUGAAUAUCCUGUGCCUUUUGUCCUCUUCCUCUCAGGUACUGCACAUUCCCGUGCUUUUUACUCACUGAAAUUCUCACAGGCUUUACAGGGACCUAAAAGACUUACCCCAAAGUGAGCGCUUGACACACAAAGUCUGUUCCCUUGUUCACCCUUAGAGCCCCCCCUCCCCGGUCAUCUCUCUCCCAGAGAUAUUCUUCCUGAGUGGCCCAAGGGGUAUUCCUUCCUUUGUACCUCAUCCCUUUUGCCUGGAUGUGAUGACUUCAGGACAGCAGAUGAUGGAAUCUUAAGUCUGCAUUUAAUGAAGCCCCAAUACCUUGCAAUUACAUUUUUGUCCCUUUUCCAGAGACAGAAGAAAUGCUAGGAGAGAAUUAGUCGUCUGGCAGGAUUUAUAAAUGUAUGCUGCAAUACCUACUCUCAAUAUUCUCAGCUCUGUGGGGAUAGGGAACUGUCUGGAGGUGAGAAAUGGAAGGGACAGGAGGGGAAGGCAAGGAACUGAGAGUCUUUUGACUUGUUCAGGACACUGUCAUGGAGAAUUUGUACUUCCAUGUUAAGAAGGGAAGUGGCCAAGUGAAGAGCUUCCCCUUCUCUCUGUGUGUGCCCAGGUGUAGUCGUCGUUUCCUCCUAAUUGACACAAAAGUCACACAGCUCAGUCUUCUGCGGCUUCCCACAGUUCUUGUCAGACAUGUGUGUUCUCUGUCCCUGCUAUGUUUUCUCCCUUCUCUCCGUAGAAAGAGGAAAUCACCUGUAGUUGUGUCUGUUCUAACGAGUACACUUCCUUUCUUCUCUCCACACUCAAAUGGUUAAUGCAAUGGAAGUGAAGAAAUUGUGAUUAUAUAGAACUUGGGAAUUCUGUUAUAUGGUGAAAAUUGCAUUCCAUUUAGAGAGAGUUAAAAUCCUGUCCAAGACAGCCACACCAUGUUCUGGAUAAAUGCCAGGGAGCACCCAUGCUUUUGUGGGACCCAGUCUAGGAAGUUAGCUUUCAAAUCCUGUGAUAGGAAGGGUGCAGACUAAGAAGUAAAGGUUGCUUUUUACUGAAUUUACUUCAAACCUAGUCCUGUAGGGUAGUCCUCAGGUAGAAUACGAGUUGUUGAAACUAUCCAACUGAUUUUCCUCUCCCCUACGUUAUGGUUAGUGUGUCAGUACAGGUACAUUAGUAUCAAGUCCACAGAAGCCACCAGAAAAAACUUCAGUGUUUUCCCAAACUGUGUUACUGCUUUGUUGCAUGAUUCCUGGUAAAACAACCUAAACUACUUAAACCUUGUAUUUGCCUUUAAAUGUCGGGCUUAUUCAAACCUAGGGAAACAAAGCUGGACUUCAGACUAAGCCAGCAAACAAGCUAAAUGACUGGGCAGUGUAGGUUUUAUCCUAUGUUAAUCAGCAGCUUUGACUCAUAAAUCAUAUGUGGAGUCCCACGAGAGUGUGGGUGAAAAACAGGAGCUUCCAGGCAUGUCCGGAGGAUAAGCAAUGGGAAUGAUACUGUCACUCUUGAUUGGGUUGCUGUUUCUCAGCUCCCUGGGGCCUGUGACAAAUCCAAAUUAAGGAUGCCGCUUCUCCAGGAUUUCUCCAUUUUCCUGUGUUUGCAUGGCAAGGAUUUACUUUCAGGGUAGCCAAAUACGAAAUGCAUGUGCAGACCAGGGAAGGUCGCUGCAGUGUUGGCAUGGGUGCUGCCAGGGAAAGGGCUAGGCUAGCCCCGGAGCUGCUCCUUCCCAUGGUGUAGGCGUUGUGCUCCAAGUCAGCCUUGUGAAUCCUGAAUGACAGGAACUGGGUGGAGCUGGGUCAUAUUCUCUACUUCAAAACCUUCCUGUUUGCACAGCCACAGCUGCCCCAGCUCAGCAGAAGGUAACUUUGGUGAGGAGCUAAGCCAAGCAUUCAACCUGAGGGAGCCUAAGUAGAGCACGUGUGAUCCGUAGACCUCAAAAGGCUUGGCAAUCGAGAUAGGAGUGACCUGAAGAUGAAACCCUCUGCCACCUACGAGCUGUUAGUGGACGGUGUUGGGCAAUGGGACUUCACUGGCAGUUUUGUUCCUUGUGAGCUGCUGCUUGUCGGAGAGGAUGCCUACCCUGUGCUUAUGAGCUCCAAGAAGCAGGUUCUGAUUGCCGUUUCACAGUAUGGGAAGGGCCGGAUGGUGGUUGUUUCCCAUGAAGGAAUCUUGAAGGACUCCAAGUUCUCCCAGUUCCUCAGAAAUGCUGUGGAGUGGCUCAAGCCUUCCCCCGAGGCCCUGGUUGGGGUCCAUCCUCAUCUGGAUUCCCUCUCCCAGCUGCUGCUCAGGGCUGGCACCGCAGUGCAGGCGGGGGCAGAGCUCAGCCCCUCGCUGGGGGUGUACUGUAUGGACGCCUAUGGCAGCGCACGGGCGAAAGACCUGGUUGGCUUUGUGGCGGGGGGGGGAGGGCUGCUGGUUGGAGGCCAGGCCUGGCACUGGGCUAGUCAACAUGGCAAGGAGAAGGUGCUGUUGGAGUUCCCUGGGAACCAGGUGACCAGCGUGGCUGGCAUAUAUUUCACGGGAAACGCUGUGGAGAAAGGCAUCUUCAAAGUCGCCAAGAAAAUUCCCAAGAUCCCAUUAAUUGUCCCGCACCAGGCCAACCUCAGCCUUGAUGUGGAGUUUCUCCUGCGUGGUGUGUCAGAGCUGGAUUUGGUGACAGGGGGUGUACCCUCCAUCUUGCUGGUGCAUGGUGUACUGUCCUUCCCGCUCUGCCUGGACAGCUCGCACCGCUGCUUCUUAGCUGCGGCACGCUACGGCCGAGGCCGUGUUGUGGUGGCAACCCAUGAGAGCCAGCUGUUCUCCCCAAAGCUGGCCAGGUUCCUACUCAAUGCUGUCUGCUGGCUGGAUGCUGGGAAAAAGGGGCUGGUGGGGGUGGAUGCCAGCCUGAAGAAACUGUGUAGCCUCCUCUCUCAGGAAGAGGUGAAGUCACAGGUGUCACAGCUGACAGGUGACCUGAGUGUGUACUGCUGCUCUUCUUACAGCGACAGAGAUGCGGAGAGGGUUCACGCUUUUGUGGCAGAGGGAGGUGGGUUACUGAUUGGAGGCCAGGCCUGGUACUGGGCUUCCCAGAAUCAUGGCAAAGCUGCUGUGGCAGAAUAUCCUGGCAACAAAAUCCUGAACCGUUUUGGGCUGAGCAUCCUGGGGCAGAGCGUCAAGGCAGCUAAGCACCCGGCGGUGGGCUCUGGGGAGCACUACCACUUCCGCAAGGCGCUGGCUCUUUUCAACAGACAUGUAGAGAAGCAUGAGGAGCUCAAGGCCCCCUUGAAGGACUGGCUGCAAAGGCUAGCACAAGACUGUGCUGCCUUUCUGCACAUCCCAGCCCAUGACUGCCCUGCAUAUGCCUCGCUCCACCGCAUCCUGACCAAAGUGCUUCAGAGAAGUGGGAUCCCACAUGUCAGCAGGCAAUGCCCUGUCAAGAGCAACUCCAAAGAAGCAGUCCUUCUCUGCAUGGCGACCGAGCUGUCCCUCACCAUGACGGACAGUGCAGCCCUAGUGCAGAAAUCUGCUGCUGGGGUCUGCACCCUCCCUGUCACUGUGGAAAUUGAUGGCACAAACCCAGGUAAGACAGCCUGGAGGAGUACAGGACUCUACCUACCUGAAGGGCAUACAGCAGUUAUAACAUUCCCAUGCCUGGCAGUCGGUGCUGGUCUGAAGGUGCAGAUUGGGUGUCACACGGAUGACCUCUCUCAUGCCACAGAGCUGAAACGGGCCCCAGUGGUAAUACGCACCUGUGAUAUUGCCUGCCAGAAACAGUCUGUUUCCUGCCUCUGGGGUGGCCUCAUUUACAUCGUCGUACCAGCAAAGAGCAUCCUGGGGAAAGUGCCCAUCACGGUAGAAGGGGCAGUCAGAGCUCCUUUCUUCAAGCUUGGGGAGACGUGUGAAAACCAGUGGAAGGACUGUAUCCGGCACUACCCUGCUCCCUGGGCAGAACUGGCUGUUGAGAAUCUCAUCCUGACGGUGCCAUCUGACAACAUCCGCCACAUGAAGAACCCACAGCCACUGCUGACCCUGUGGAAUGAGAUCAUGGUGGCGAUAAGCAAAUUGGCAGCCAUACCAACAAAAUUCCCAAGGCCAGAGAGGAUUGUAACAGAUGUCCAGAUCUCGUGUGGCUGGAUGCAUGCUGGCUACCCCAUCAUGGGCCACCUAGAUUCAGUGAAGGAGAUGUUAGACAUGAAGCACAUGCAAACUGCUGGUCUUUGGGGUCCUGUCCAUGAGCUGGGACACAAUCAACAGCAGCAAGCAUGGGAAUUUCCCCCUCAUACCACAGAGGCCACCUGCAACCUCUGGUCUGUCUAUGUUCACGAGGAGGUGCUGGGGAUUCCCAGACAUCAGGCCCAUCAGGCACUUAAGUCACAGUGUCGGGAGGCAAGGAUAAGAGAGUAUCUGAAGAAAGGUGCUCAACUGAAGAACUGGGAGAUGUGGACUGCUCUGGAGACGUACCUGCAGUUGCAGGAAGGGUUUGGUUGGGACCCCUUCACCCACCUCUUCUCUGACUACCAGAAAAUGUCCACCAUCCCAAAAGACAACCCUUCUAAGAUGAACUUGUGGGCACAGAAGUUUUCUCAGCAGGUGAAUAAGAAUUUGGCUCCAUUUUUUACAGCCUGGGGAUGGCCUAUCAAGAAAGAGCUGUCUGCGGAACUGUCCUCUUUACCCAGCUGGGAACAGGACCCAAUGAGAUCCUGUAGACCAUGAAGGAAAAAUAUCCAAACGUUGAUUCUCAUACUAUCUAUAGCGUAUCUUUUCGUCCCUGUAUGCUGCAUGGUAGCUCACUGGGUGCUUAGCUUUACACUGAAUUGCUGUCAGUGGAGGUCAGCCCCAACAGAAAUUAACAGAAACUUGUGUGCAGAUCAACAACCAUCUGAGGCAUCUUCUGAAGGGUUAAAUAACAAAUGAGCUUUGUUCUGGGUUCUUCACCUCAGGAGGAAUGUAACUGAGUAGAUUUGGUUCCUGCAGAACCUUUCUCUGCAGGAAGUUUUCAGGAUGGAACAGUCACUGAAGUGGUCUCGAAGACAAUACCAAUAGAAUAUGGAUCUUUAAAGCAAAUAGUAGCCUGCACAAUGUUGUAUUCUUCAGUUAUAAUCCCAGUAACAUGAGAUUUUCGCUAUGGGUUUAGUUACCCUAAAAUCCCUAAUUUUUAAUCACUCUAAGUGUGCAGAACUUCCACAACUAUUGUCAUGAAAGUGACCUUAUAACGCUUAUCUACAGCUUAUAUAAUACUGAAAUACUGUAGAUUUCUUCCUACAUUGUAUGACUGUGUGACCCAACACCCACCUUUAUGUGAAUAGUUUAAUUAUAAGUUGUAUCUGUCACUUAUCACAGCCUGGCAGCAAGAUACAUGCCGUGAAAGAUGGGAGAGUAGAAAAAAAGAGGUGACUUCGUUGUAGUCAGUUACGGUUUAACUCACGGACUCCUCAAAGGUUAAAAAAUAGGUGCUGACAUGACAGCAUGAGGGAGCAGAGAGGUGGAAGACAGCAGUGGACCAGCCUUUUCCACAGAGCAACAGAAGUUAACGGCUUUGCUAUUGUGGGAGCUGGUACGCAUGUUAAUGCUUAGCCUAACAGCUUACCAGUCCCAACCCAUUCCUUGUGUAUCAGCAAUAAAUAAAACAAUCGUUGUGGACUUACA
Messenger RNA from Falco peregrinus (peregrine falcon), 7459 nucleotides. RefSeq names its product TRPM8 channel associated factor 2 (gene TCAF2). The record is from RefSeq and is a predicted model, not a curated record. The transcript has 8 exons. NCBI's taxonomy places the organism in Eukaryota, Metazoa, Chordata, Aves, Falconiformes, Falconidae. The coding region runs from base 3806 to 6526 and encodes 906 amino acids.